AUGUCUGGAGUCAACGGUACUUAUCGAGGAACGCCCAACACCAGGCGCGGUCAAAUCCCUUUCACAGAUAGCCCUUCCGGUAUUCCUCGCCCAAAGCUAGAGUCUACCCCGAGUGCCGCACCGAGCGAGAUGUCUGGCACUUCGACAAUGUCCGCCAGCAGGCAGAAACAGAGCAAGAGAGACGAGGCCAUCCGACGCAAGAUGGAGGCCGACCUCAGCAAGAAGAAACACGCCCCUGCUCGUGCCCGACACACCCGGAAAGCACCCCCUGGCACCGUCCUGGCCCUGAAACCCAGCCAGGCUCUGCAGAUCAAGCCCAGCACCACAGUCGCAGAGGCUGCCCAGCUGAUGGCUGCAAAGAGAGAGGAUUGCGUUCUGGUCACCGAUGACGACGAUAGGAUCGCAGGUAUUUUUACAGCAAAGGAUCUGGCUUUUCGUGUGGUUGGAGCUGGAAUCAAAGCAAGCCAGAUCACCAUUGAACAGAUCAUGACAAAGAACCCGUUGUGCGCAAGAACCGAUACCAGCGCCACCGAUGCCCUGGAUUUGAUGGUCAGGAAGGGUUUCCGACAUCUGCCCGUCAUGGAUGAGAACCAGGAUAUCUCUGGUAUCCUCGAUAUUACCAAAUGCUUCUACGACGCCAUGGAGAAGUUGGAGCGCGCUUAUAGUUCUUCACGCAAAUUGUACGAUGCCCUUGAGGGUGUGCAGUCGGAACUUGGCUCCAGCCAGCCUCAGCAAAUCAUCCAAUAUGUGGAGGCGCUGAGGCUAAAAAUGUCUGGACCUACCUUGGAGUCUGUGCUGAAUGGUCUGCCCCCAACUACCGUUUCCGUCAGAACUUCGGUCAAGGAGGCAGCUCAACUCAUGAAGGAAAACCAUACCACGGCCGUCUUGGUGCAGGAUCAAGGCUCGAUAACUGGCAUCUUCACCAGCAAGGAUGUGGUCUUGCGUGUUAUCGCGCCUGGCCUUGACCCCACCAACUGCAGUGUGGUCAGGGUGAUGACACCGCAUCCCGACUUUGCUCCUUCGGAUAUGAGCAUCCAAGCCGCGUUGCGCAAGAUGCACGAUGGCCAUUAUCUGAACUUACCGGUUAUGAACGAAACUGGAGAAAUUGUGGGUAUGGUCGACGUUCUGAAACUGACAUAUGCUACCCUUGAGCAAAUCAACACCAUGAACACCGGGGAGUCUGAAGGUCCAGCAUGGAACAAGUUCUGGUUGUCCAUGGACCACGACGACACCGAGUCUAUGAUGUCAGGAGAAGGGAGCCAUCGUCCGACCACAGCAGGCCAUCGCUCGUUGCUAGAUUCGGAGAUGACUCGGCCUGGCAUCGAGAGGGGUGAUAGUGUCCUGCCUCAGGACUCAGCAUCACAUCGUGGGGAUGAUAUCCACUCUGAAGUCUUACCGUCAAUUGAAGCUCCAGAAGACACCCCGUUCCCCUUCAAAUUCAAGGCUCCAAGCGGUCGCGUCCAUCGGAUACAAGUCGCACCUAAAAAUGGUAUCGCGGAACUUGUCAGCCUGGUCACCUCGAAACUUGGCUCGGAGAUUGAAGCUGUAGGAGGAGAAGCAACGGUGGAAGAAGGGAAGCUCGGCAAGACUGGCUAUGCACUAAGCUAUCUGGACGAUGAAGGCGACACCGUUUCAAUCACCACAGAUCAUGAUCUACUCGAUGCAAUCCUCCUUGCCCGACAAGGAAAGCGGGACAAGGUUGAUUUAUUCGUUCACGACCCGGCACAGCCACCGAUCGUCGCGACAGUCGACCCCAGACCACAGCUCUCAAAGCCUCCCACGCCACCUGAAUCGGUGCUCAAGGAGGUGCCGGCCGGGGACGAUGCAGACAGCGAAGAAGAAGAGUUCCCGAGGGUCAAGACGAUACGACUGCGACGACCGCCCGUCGUCUCGACACAAUCAAAGGAAGAAGAGCAGAUCAUCCAGGGCGUCCCGAACGACCUCCUCCUUCCGGGGGCGAUUGUCACUCUGGCCGUUGUGAUUGUUGGUGUUUUUGCGAUUGGUCGCGCCACAUCCAAGUGA
Molecule: messenger RNA, 2022 nt
Organism: Capronia epimyces CBS 606.96
Lineage: Eukaryota; Fungi; Ascomycota; Eurotiomycetes; Chaetothyriales; Herpotrichiellaceae
Exons: 3
Coding region: 1-2022 (673 amino acids)
Molecular function (GO): protein binding
Source: RefSeq, a predicted model, not a curated record